GUGGUUUAGGUCACUGACAGCAUAAACCCUUGGAGCUGGGUGCGCACGUGGGUGACGCUGUAGGGCCAACCCUCCUCCGGGUCCCUUUUGUUGAACCAUCAAACAUAAGCACCUUUGGAGAUCCCGAGGGGUUCAGAUGAGAAACAGUCGUCAUCUUACGCACCCGAGCUAUCCCUUAUCCUCCGCGCAGUCAUGUCGAGGUCUUUCUACGUAGAUUCUUUGAUAAUCAAGGACACGGUGAGACCUGGACCCGCCGAGCAUCCAGCGCAAGACUUCCUCAUCCCCAUCAGCAUGCACUCCCCGAGCGUGAUGACGGUCAGCGCUCCGGUGUGUCCGUCCAGGAAAAACGGGACAUUCUGCGUUUGCCCGCUGUGCGUCACGUCCCACAUCCACUCGUCCCGCGGCGGCAUUCCCAUGCUGAAGAGUCAGUUCCCUGGAGCAGAGGCGCAGUACUGUCAGAGGAUAGCUCAGCAGCAGUCACCGGCGCUCGCGCAUCAUGGACACACACCUGUUUGCACGCCCACCUUCAGCGUCACAGACCCCAGGAGAUACCACUGCCUCUCUCUCGGUGCUUCUGAGAACAGCCACAUACAGAAUGGCAAGAGGAUGCGGACGGCAUUCACCAGCACGCAACUUUUGGAACUCGAAAGGGAGACCCUCACUGCGCCUUUUGGAGCGACCAAUUCACAGUGGAUAUACUUACAAGAAAGGAAUAUAAAGAGGGGAUUAGUAAAAGGCCGGGCCGGAGCGUCCGCAGUCAUGGAUGUGGUGAAGACGUGCGCUGUCUUUGCUGUCAUCUUGAUGCAGCUGUCCUCAGCUGCCUUUGGACUUUCACAACCCACCAUCAUUUCCAACCAGACGGAGUUUAUCCUGCAGCCCGAUUCCACCUUCAACAUUAGCUGCACGGGGAAAAGAAGCUUAGUCUGGGUCGAGCCACUGCAGGAAAACACCUUCACUCUUCCAGGUUACCUAACAUCCACUCUCUAUAUCUACAAUGCAACAGUGGAGAACACCGGCUACUACACGUGCAAGUACCAACACCAGGAGGUGGAAACAGAGAGUCAAACAGAGAGAGACACAAUCGAGGAUGAUGCGGAAAUAUACGUCUUUGUCCCAGAUCCCCGUGCCCCGUUCGUCCCGGAGAUGCCCGAGAACCUGGUCGUCCCCGUGACCUCGGAUGAGGUGGUCAUCCCGUGCCGUGCAUCUCACCCCAACUAUCACGUCAUCCUGAGGAGCGUCCCCGGCGGAGAGGAGAUGCUGGUCUUUAACGACAACAAGAUUGGCUUUUUUGGAUACCUCACCCCUGGACAGUACCAGUGCGAGAUCACGGAGAAUGGCCGGACAUUCAAAAGUGAAAUUUACACAGUGCUACCUGAAGCCCCCAAGGAGGCGAAGGACUUCAAGGUGGAAGUAAAGGCCAGUGAGGAGAGAGUGUCGGCUGGGCAACCGUUCAACAUCACCUGUGUCAGUCCGCCUGGUUCGGACUACGCGCAGCAGUGGCUCCAUCCAAAGAAACAGGCCGCGGAGGGCAUUCUGACAAAGACGGUUUCUCCUGACUGGGUCAUCUACACUCUGAGUGUCCCACAAGCCAUCCCUGAGGACAGCGGCACCUACGAAUGCUCCAUCACACACAAACAGAGCGGAGAAGUCAGGGUCAGCUCUGUGGCUGUCACUGUUUUUGAGGAGGACUCCUUUCUCACCUUGGACCACAGUGGGAUUCUAGCCACGGAAUUUCUAGACAUCUUCGAGGAGACGGAGUUCACCAUCCUCAUUUACGCGUACCCGGUGGCCCCCAAAGUGAAUUGGCUGAGAGACGGAGAAGCCAUAAAGGAGGGCUUCUACACCUUCACCACAUCGAGCUAUGUGGAUGGACAUCUGUAUCAGAGUAUCCUGACGUUCCGACACCCCAUGGAGAAAGACAACGGAAAUUACACCAUCUCAGUCAUAAGUGGCUCCCGUACUGCUCAGUUCUCUUUUGUCCUUAAAGUGAGAGCUCCCACUGGAGUGGUGAGCCCGCCGUCCUCGGCUCCCGUGCUGCUGCCGAGGGGGGGGGAGAAGGUGGUGCCCCUCCACACCCCUUUCGCGCUGACGUGCCGCGGUCAGGCCAGGCUGGCGUGGGAGACGCCGUUCCACGUGACCGAGCAGGCGCGGGAGGACAGCAGCGGCCUGUUCGUCACCACCGUCGCCGUGGACAGCGCCACGGCGAUGCACACGGGCUACUACACCUGCUUUUACAGCAAAAACGCCACCGAGAACGCGGACGAAAGCAGCAUCUACAUCUACGUGCCAGAUCCAGAUGUGCCUUUCGUGCCGUCGCUGGUGCCUUUCAGCAACCACGUCCUGACCAAUAACAAUGAGAUGGAAAUCCAGUGUCUGGUGUCUGAUCCGAAUGCAAAUGUGACGCUGGUGAAUGUCGAAACCCAGCAGCCCGUGCACUGUGUUUACGACAGCAAGAGGGGUGCCGUGGGUGUGUUUACCGCUGGAACCUACGUCUGCAAGGCCGUUAUAAACGGAGAGGAGCACGAGAGCGGGGAAUACAUCGUCCACGGCUGGACAGCCGACACGGCGCUGCAGGUUGAGCUGACAGCCAAAAGGAUGGCUCUGCUGGUGGGAGACACGAUCACAGUCUCCUGUCUGGCAAGAGGAGCCGAGAUUUUGGAAGAUCACUGGAAAUACCCCGGAAAGAUGGCCAACCGCGGUCUCAAAAGCGUGCGUGAUAAUAAGAAGGAUCAGGAAAUUCUGUACACCCUGACGAUCCCACAAGCAUCAACUAAGGACAGCGGCAUCUAUUCUUGUUCUAUCACCAACAUAAUGAGUAAUGAAAGCCAGACGAAACAGCUAGCUAUUCAAGUCUUCGCCAGUGAGUUUUUGUCCAUCCAGCCGAAGUUCAGAGAAUAUGAAUCCGCAGAGUUAGACGAAGUGCGGGAGUUCAGGGCUGAAAUUAGCUCUUUCCCCGAAGCUCGGGUCACUUGGCUCAAAGACGGCAACCCACUCAACGAUGUGACGGCCGAGAUCUCCACCAGCCUGAGGCAGACAAGCGAGACCAGCUACAUGAGCGUCCUCACCCUGAUCCGGGCCAAGGAGGAGGACAGUGGGAACUACACCAUGCGAGUGGAGAACAGAAACCAAAGCCGGGAUGUUAGCCUAAUCCUGGAAGUCAGAGUGCCUGCAGCUAUUGUGGACCUGAUGGACAUCCACCAUGGCUCAUCUAGUGGUCAGUCUGCGGUGUGCAUUACCAGAGGGCAGCCCACCCCUGUAGUUGAGUGGUUCAUCUGCAGAAACAUCAAACAUUGUGCCAAUGACUCGUCUUCGUGGUUGCCCCUCCCCGUCAACUCCACAGAGAUCACAAUGGAGUCGCACUUCGAUGAAGAGCUUAACUUGGAAAGCGAGGUCAUGUUUGGUCAUCUGGAAAGCACAGUGGCAGUACGCUGCCAGGCCAGAAAUGAAAUGGCCACUGUCUCCAGGGAGGUCAAACUGGUGUCUAAUGGCCCUCACCCUGAGCUGACUGUAGCUGCAGCUGUACUGGUGCUCCUGGUCAUUGUCAUCAUCUCACUCAUUGUCUUGGUUGUUAUCUGGAAACAGAAACCACGAUAUGAGAUUCGCUGGAGGGUCAUAGAGUCUGUGAGCCCUGAUGGCCAUGAGUAUAUCUAUGUGGAUCCAAUGCAGUUGCCCUACGACUCAAGAUGGGAGUUUCCUCGGGACAGACUUGUGCUUGGUCGUAUCCUGGGCUCUGGAGCCUUUGGGAAGGUGGUCGAGGGCACUGCCUAUGGCCUCAGCCGUUCUCAGCCGGUCAUGAAAGUGGCGGUGAAAAUGCUGAAACCCACGGCCCGUUCCAGUGAAAAACAGGCCUUGAUGUCUGAACUGAAGAUCAUGACUCAUCUCGGACCCCAUCUCAACAUCGUAAACCUCCUGGGAGCGUGCACCAAGUCAGGCCCUAUCUACAUUAUCACCGAGUACUGCUUCUACGGCGACCUGGUCAACUAUCUGCACAAGAACAGGGAGAGCUUCGUCAGCCUGAGCCCAGAGAAAAACAAGAAAGAGCUGGAUAUUUUCGGCAUCAACCCCGCAGACGAGAGCAGCAGGAGUUAUGUGAUCCUAUCUUUUGAGAGCAAAGGAGAUUACAUGGACAUGAAGCAGGCGGACAACACUCAGUAUGUGCCCAUGCUGGAGAUGAGCAAUCCUUCCAAGUACUCUGAUAUCCAGAGGUCUAACUAUGACCACCCACCUUCACAGAAAGACUCAAGCGAAUCUGAAAUGGACAACCUGCUGUCCGACGACUUGAACGAAGGCCUCACAACCACCGACCUGCUCAGCUUUACGUACCAGGUGGCCAAAGGAAUGGAGUUUCUAGCUUCCAAAAAUUGCGUGCACAGAGACCUUGCAGCCAGGAACGUCCUCCUCUCUCAAGGCAAGAUAGUGAAGAUCUGUGACUUUGGGUUGGCCAGAGAUAUCAUGCAUGACAACAACUAUGUCUCCAAAGGGAGUACUUUUCUGCCUGUAAAGUGGAUGGCACCAGAAAGUAUUUUUGACAACCUGUACACCACCCUCAGUGAUGUUUGGUCAUAUGGCAUUCUCCUCUGGGAAAUAUUCUCCUUAGGCGGCACCCCGUAUCCAGGGAUGGUGGUGGACUCCAGUUUCUACAACAAGAUCAAGAGUGGUUAUAGAAUGUCUAAACCAGAGCAUGCACCACAUGAUGUGUACGAGAUGAUGAUGAAGUGCUGGAACAGUGAGCCUGAGAAAAGGCCUUCUUUCAUGGGCCUGAGUGAGAAUGUGGCGUCUUUGCUGCCCUGCAGCUACAAGAGGCAUUAUGAAAAGGUGAACCACGAGUUUCUGAAGAGCGACCAUCCCGCUGUGACUCGGGUGUGCGUGGAAAAUGACGCCGACUACAUCGACAUUCCGUACAAGAACCAGGGAAAGUUGAAGGACAGGGAAAGCGGCUUCGAUGAGCAGCGGCUGAGCUCGGACAGCGGCUAUAUCAUCCCGCUCCCCGACCUGGAUCCCAUAUCCGAUGAGGAAUACGGAAAGAGGAACAGACACAGCUCGCAAACCUCUGACGAGAGUGCCAUCGAGACCGGGUCCAGCAGCUCCACCUAUGCCAAGCGGGAGGGUGAAACCCUCGAGGACAUCACGUUGCUGGACGAAAUGUGUCUGGACUGUAGCGACUUGGUGGAGGACAGUUUUCUGUGACAGCUGCUCGUUUUGAGCGGGAGCCACAAAGGAAGGGGCCGUAUGAACACGGGGAAACUAGAGAAAGACAUGGAAAUCAACCAAAGACUCUCCCCCCCCCACACACACUGCUCCCGCCCCUCUCUUGCUGGGACACAUCAAAACCACUUCACGGCCCGGUCGAGUCUGUGGUGAGGUGGGGAACGGACAUCACUUCUCCCUGGACAGUCCCUUUCCUAAGGGUUGGAGGAGCGCGCGGACAUUGUCGAAAAUGUGACUCGCAGAAAGGACUCCAAGAAUGGCAGGAGACUUCGCACCAGAGCUAGCCGGAAAGGAACAGAAAAAAGAUUGUCUGUCAUUAGCAGAGCUUUAUCCUAUUGGGCAUUCUUUUACACAGUGGUAUAAGCAAGAUAGGACAACUUACAGACUCCGUUAAUCAAAUUCAAAUAAGCAAAAACAGGAUAUCACCCAUAUGUCAGUUCAUAUAUUUAACCACUACGGAUGCACUUCUUUAACUAGAUAAAUCCUAAAUGUGGAACUGGUGUAAGAAAAAGACCUGAUGCUGGUACAAUCAGAAGCAAUACUUCGUGUUUAAGCACAAAAUUUGGACUAUGUGCAUUUCUUAAUGAUCAUAUAAUGUCCUUAAUCAUCAACUAAAUGAGGUAUUUCAAUUCUAUUUUUGUAUGACAUCAUCAUAUGAACUUGUAUUAUUUGUGAACGCAGAGUAGAUGCUGACUUUAAGUGUUUGAAUGGUUCUGAGAGGAGAGCUUCUGAAUUGCAUACAUGAUUUCAUUGUCCCUCCUUUUCCCCAGAAACAAAUGUUCAAGUCUUUGCAUUUGAUCCCCGAUUUGGACUUGAUGAUAUGAAUUGUGAUUGUAAUGUAAAUAGCUGCAGAGUUGUUUAAUAAGAGAAAAUUAUUGGGAUAGUACUCCAGUAUUUUAUGUGAGCACCUAUACGCUUCUGCAUCCUUAUCUGCUCAUAUGAACCCAUUGCUUUAGACAAAUCUAUUACAAUAAACUUCCUCAAACCAGCAUGAGAAAAACCAUAAUGUUUGUGUUUUAGAACAUUUUUCAUGUAUUGCUGUUUUUUCCACCUGUUGGGCAUGUUACUGUGUAGUAUAGACCAACAACUACAGGACGUUUUAGAUAAAAGGGAGCAAAGAGAAGUGGCCAAACAGGUAUUUUUAUAAUUUAACAGGUUAUGUGCCAUCAUUUCUCAUGAGGAAUGAGCAGGAUUUAGUCAUACCAAGACACAACUGUGUGAUGAAUUAGCUUUGACCCUUGUUUGGUGUCGUACACAUCAGUUACAUAUACACUCUCUGUAACCUUCUGUAUAUUCCUGUAGCUUUACGAGUUGUGCCUCUGCCUCCUAUUGACUGUGAUGUAAACUGCACUUUUGUUUUCUCCCCGUUUGUCUCUGUUUUUCCAGAUAUUACAGAAAAAUUAACCAGGCUGAGCUUAUUUGUCCACAGAUCUUUAAAGCUGCAUGGGUGUGAAUGUUUGUUUUUUCUUGCAGUAGAUGAAAGAUGUGUUGCUGAUAGUACCCUGUCUUAGGUAUAGAUACUCUCCCAGUAUGAAGCUUUAAUAUCAUGUUUCUUUAUUUUACAUCAUGUACAUUCAGAUGAUUUAUAUUUCAAUAAAUGAUUUAUAAUAUAAAAA
Molecule: messenger RNA, 6824 nt
Organism: Menidia menidia (Atlantic silverside)
Lineage: Eukaryota; Metazoa; Chordata; Actinopteri; Atheriniformes; Atherinopsidae
Source: the annotation of a GenBank genome assembly